Molecule: messenger RNA, 6843 nt
Organism: Paramecium pentaurelia
Lineage: Eukaryota; Ciliophora; Oligohymenophorea; Peniculida; Parameciidae
Source: the annotation of a GenBank genome assembly
AUGAAUAAAUUAGAAGAAGUGUUGCAAUUAAUUGAUUUAGCUCUUUAAAAAAGCCCCGAAAAUCCAGAGUACUAAAAUUGCAAAGGUAAAUAAAAUCAUUUAAUAAAAGCGAUUGCGUUAACAAAAAUAAAUAGAUUUGGAGAAGCAUUACAAUAUUUUGAUUCAGCAAUUAAAAAAAUCCCUGACAAUGCAGAUUAUUAUUAUAAUAAAGGUAUCUUUCUAAAUGAAUGUUUAUUUUCCAGCACUUGUUUUAGGAAAACUGAAUAGAUAUGAAGAAGCAUUGGAAUAUUACGAUUCAGCUAUUUAGCAAAAUCCAGAAGAUGCAGAUUAUUAUUAUAAUAAAGGUAUCUUUCUAAAUGCAUGUUUAUUUCCAGCACUUGUUUUAGGGAAAAUGAAUAGAUUUGAUGAAGCAUUGGAAUAUUACGAUUCAGCAAUUAAAAAAAUCCCUGACAAUGCAGAUUAUUAUUAUAAUAAAGGUAUCUUUCUAAAUGAAUGUUUAUUUUCCAGCACUUGUUUUAGGAAAACUGAAUAGAUAUGAAGAAGCAUUGGAAUAUUGCAAUUCAGCUAUUUAGAAAAACCCAGAAGAUGCAGAUUAUUAUUAUAAUAAAGGUAUCUAUCUAAAUACAUGUUUAUUUCCAGCACUUGUUUUAGGAAAAAUGAAUAGAUUUGAAGAAGCAUUGGAAUAUUACGAUUCAGCUAUUUUGAAAAACCCAGACAACACAGAAUAUUAUAAUGGCAAAGGUUUAAUAUAUUAUAAAUUUUUUAUUAGCAAUUACUUUAGAGAGAAUGAAUAGAUUUGAAGAAGCACUAGAAUAUUACGAUUCAGCUAUUUAGAUAAACCCAGACAAGGCAGAAUAUUUUAAUGGCAAAGGUAUAAUAUAUUAUUACUUUUUUCUAAGCAAUUACUUUAUAGUAAAUGAAUAGAUUUGAAGAAGCAUUAGUAUAUUACAAUGCAGCUAUUUAGAAAAACCCAGAAAAUGGAGACUUUUAUCAUGGCAAAGGUAUAAUAUAUUCUAAAUUUUUAUUAGCAAUUGCUUUACAGAAAAUGAAUAGAUUAGAAGAAGCAUUAGAAUAUUACGAUUCAGCUAUUUAGAAAAACCCAGAAAAUGGAGACUUUUAUCAUGGCAAAGGUAUAAUAUAUUAUAAAAUUUUAUUAGCAAUUGCUUUACAGAAAAUGAAUAGAUUAGAAGAAGCAUUAGAAUAUUAAGAUUCAGCUAUUUAGAAAAACCCAGAAGAUGCAGAUUAUUAUUAUAAUAAAGGUAUCUAUCUAAAUACAUGUUUAUUUCCAGCACUUGUUUUAGGAAAAAUGAAUAGAUUUGAAGAAGCAUUGGAAUAUUACGAUUCAGCUAUUUUGAAAAACCCAGACAACACAGAAUAUUAUAAUGGCAAAGGUUUAAUAUAUUAUAAAUUGUUUAUUAGCAAUUACUUUAGAGAGAAUGAAUAGAUUUGAAGAAGCACUAGAAUAUUAUUAUUUAGCUAUUCAGAUAUAUCCAGACAAUGAAAUUUACUGCUAUCACAUAGGUUUUAUCUUAAUUACUUAUUUAUAGGUGAUAUUCUAGAGAAAAUGUUCAGAUUUGAAGAAGCAUUAAAAUAUUACGAUUCAGCUAUUUAGAUAAACCCAGACAAGGCAGAAUAUUUUAAUGGCAAAGGUAUAAUAUAUUAUUACUUUUUUCUAAGCAAUUACUUUAUAGUAAAUGAAUAGAUUUGAAGAAGCAUUAGUAUAUUACAAUGCAGCUAUUUAGAAAAACCCAGAAAAUGGAGACUUUUAUCAUGGCAAAGGUAUAAUAUAUUAUAAAAUUUUAUUAGCAAUUGCUUUACAGAAAAUGAAUAGAUUAGAAGAAGCAUUAGAAUAUUAAGAUUCAGCUAUUUAGAAAAACCCAGAAGAUGCAGAUUAUUAUUAUAAUAAAGGUAUCUAUCUAAAUACAUGUUUAUUUCCAGCACUUGUUUUAGGAAAAAUGAAUAGAUUUGAAGAAGCAUUGGAAUAUUACGAUUCAGCUAUUUUGAAAAACCCAGACAACACAGAAUAUUAUAAUGGCAAAGGUUUAAUAUAUUAUAAAUUGUUUAUUAGCAAUUACUUUAGAGAGAAUGAAUAGAUUUGAAGAAGCACUAGAAUAUUAUUAUUUAGCUAUUCAGAUAUAUCCAGACAAUGAAAUUUACUGCUAUCACAUAGGUUUUAUCUUAAUUACUUAUUUAUAGGUGAUAUUCUAGAGAAAAUGUUCAGAUUUGAAGAAGCAUUAAAAUAUUACGAUUCAGCUAUUUAGAUAAACCCAGACAAGGCAGAAUAUUUUAAUGGCAAAGGUAUAAUAUAUUAUUACUUUUUUCUAAGCAAUUACUUUAUAGUAAAUGAAUAGAUUUGAAGAAGCAUUAGUAUGUUACAAUGCAGCUAUUUAGAAAAACCCAGAAAAUGGAGACUUUUGUCAUGGCAAAGGUAUAAUAUAUUAUAAAAUUUUCUAAGCAAUUACUUUAUAGUAAAUGAAUAGAUUUGAAGAAGCAUUAGAAUAUUACAAUGCAGCUAUUUAGAAAAACCCAGAAAAUGGAGACUUUUAUCAUGGCAAAGGUAUAAUAUAUUAUAAAAUUUUAUUAGCAAUUGCUUUAUAGAAAAUGAAUAGAUUAGAAGAAGCAUUAGAAUAUUACGAUUCAGCUAUUUAGAUAAACCCAGACAAGGCAGAAUAUUUUAGUGGCAAAGGUAUAUAAUAUUAUUACUUUUUUCUAAGCAAUUACUUUAUAGAAAAUGAAUAGAUUUGAAGAAGCAUUAGAAUAUUACGAUGCAGCCAUUCAUAAAAAUCCAGAAAAUGAAAACUAUUUUCUUUACAAAGGUGUAAUUUACUGGUGAAUUAUUUCAUAGCCUAUGCAUUACAAUAAUUGAAUAGAUUUGAUGAAUCAUUGGAAUAUUAUGAUUAUGCUAUUUAAAAAAACCCAGAAAAAGCAGAAUGUUUUAAUGGCAAAGGUAUCUAAUAUGUAAAAUAUUUACUUAGCGAUUGUCUUAGGAUUAAUGUAUAGAUAUGAAGAAUCAUUAGAAUAUUAUGAUUUAGCUAUUCAGAAAAACCCUUAAUAAGCAAAUUAUUAUAAUGGCAAAGGUUAAAAUAUGUAAACAAUUUUAUAGCGAUUAUCUUACAAUUAAUGCAUAGAUCUGAUGAAUCAUUGGAAUGUUAUGAUUUAGCGAUAAGGAAAAAUCCAGAAAAUGGAGAGUAUUAUUAUGGCAAAGGUAUAAAUUAAUGAUGCCUACAUUCCUAGCUAUUUCUUUACAUGCAUAGAUUAGAUAUCAAGAAGCGUUGCAUUAUUAUGAUAAAGCUAUAGAGAAAAAUCAAAACCAAGCAGACUUUUAUUAUGGUAAAGGUAUAAAUUAAUGAGAUAUACAAACUAAGCGAUUACAUUAGGAUUAAUGAAUAGAUAUGAAGAAUCAUUAGAAUACUAUGAUUCAGCUAUUCAGAAAAACCCAGAAGAAGCAGACUACUACUGUGGCAAAGGUUAAACUCUGGAUAUUGACUAUUUUAGCUCUUUCCUUAAUAAAAAUGAACAGAUUUGAAGAAUCAUUAGAAUAUUAUGAUUUAGCCAUUCAGAAAAACCCUGAAUAAGCAAACUUUUACUGUGGCAAAGGUAUAAAAUGUAUUGAUCAAUAUUUCUUAGCGAUUGCCUUACGUUUAAUGAACAGAGUUGAAGAAUCAUUAGAAUAUUAUGAUUUAGCCAUUCAGAAAAACCCAGAAGAAGCGGAAUUUUAUUAUGGCAAAGGUAUAAAUUACUGAACAAUACUAUCUUAGCGAUUGCUUUAUGGAAAAUGAAUAGUUAUGUAGAUGCAUUGAAAUAUUAAGAAUUAGCUAUUCAGAAAAACCCAGAAUAGGCAGACUAUUAUUAUAGCAACGGUAUAAAUUAAUAAUAUUAAAAAAUUUAGCGAUUGUCUUAGGAUUAAUGAAUAGAUAUGAAGAAUCAUUAGAAUAUUAUGAUUUAGCUAUUCAGAAAAACCCUUAAUAAGCAAAUUAUUAUAAUGGCAAAGGUUAAAAUAUGUAAACAAUUUUAUAGCGAUUAUCUUACAAUUAAUGCAUAGAUCUGAUGAAUCAUUGGAAUGUUAUGAUUUAGCGAUAAGGAAAAAUCCAGAAAAUGGAGAGUAUUAUUAUGGCAAAGGUAUAAAUUAAUGAUAUUUAAAAACUUAGCGAUUGUCUUAGUAUAAAUGAAUAGAUAUGUCGAAUCAUUGGAAUAUUAUGAUUAAGCCAUUCAGAAAAACCCAGUAGAAGCCAAAUUUAUUUAUGGCAAAGGUAAUUUACUGAUCAUUGUUUUCUUGGCGAUUGCCUUAGGAUUAAUGAAUACAUUUGAAUAAACAUAUUAAUAUUACGAUUCAGUUAUUUAGAAAAAUCCAAAAAUUGAAGAUUAUUAAAAUGGCAAAGGUACUAGUUAUUAUAAUGUUUUCUUAGUAAUUACUUUAGAAAAAAUGGAAAAAUUUGAUGAAUAAUUGGAGUAUUAUGAUUCAGCUAUUCAGAAGAACCCAGAAAACGCAGAGUAUUAUUAUAGCAAAGGUAUAAAUAAAUGAUGUAUUUAUUCUUAGCGAUCGCCUUAUUCAAGAUGAAUAGAUUUUAAGAAGCAUUAAUGUUCUUUGAUUCAGCUAUUCAGAAAAACCCAGAAAAUGCAGAUUAUUAUUAUAGCAAAGGUAUAAAUAAAUGAUGAAUAUAUUCUUAGCGAUCGCCUUAGUUUUAAUGUAUAAAUUUUAAUAAGCAUUGAAAAAUUUUGAUACAGCUAUUCAAAAAAACUCCGAAGAUGCAGAUUAUUAUAAUGGCAAAGGUAUAAUUUAAUGAUGUAUAUUUUUGUUUAGCGAUUGCAUUAUAUAAAAUGAAUAGAUUUGAAGAAGCAUUGGAGUAUUAUGAUUCAGCUAUUCAGAAAAACCCAGAAAAUGCAGAUUAUUAUUAAGGCAAAGGUAUAAUUUAAUGAUUUAUAUUUUGUUUAGCGAUUGCCUUAGAAAAAAUUAAUAGAUUUGAAGAAGCAUUGGAAUAGUAUGAUUCAGCUAUUCAGAAAAACCCAGAAAAAGCAGAUUAUUAUAAUGGCAAAGGUAUAAUUUAAUGAUGUAUAUUUUUGUUUAGCGAUUGCAUUAUAUAAAAUGAAUAGAUUUGAAGAAGCAUUGGAGUAUUAUGAUUCAGCUAUUCAGAAAAACCCAGAAAAUGCAGAUUAUUAUAAUGGCAAAGGUAUAAUUUAAUGAUGUAUAUUUUUGUUUAGCGAUUGCAUUAUAUAAAAUGAAUAGAUUUGAAGAAGCAUUGGAGUAUUAUGAUUCAGCUAUUCAGAAAAACCCAGAAAAUGCAGAUUAUUAUAAUGGCAAAGGUAUAAUUUAAUGAUGUAUAUUUUUGUUUAGCGAUUGCAUUAUAUAAAAUGAAUAGAUUUGAAGAAGCAUUGGAGUAUUAUGAUUCAGCUAUUCAGAAAAACCCAGAAAAUGCAGAUUAUUAUAAUGGCAAAGGUAUAAUUUAAUGAUGUAUAUUUUUGUUUAGCGAUUGCAUUAUAUAAAAUGAAUAGAUUUGAAGAAGCAUUGGAGUAUUAUGAUUCAGCUAUUCAGAAAAACCCAGAAAAUGCAGAUUAUUAUAAUGGCAAAGGUAUAAUUUAAUGAUGUAUAUUUUUGUUUAGCGAUUGCAUUAUAUAAAAUGAAUAGAUUUGAAGAAGCAUUGGAGUAUUAUGAUUCAGCUAUUCAGAAAAACCCAGAAAAUGCAGAUUAUUAUAAUGGCAAAGGUAUAAUUUAAUGAUGUAUAUUUUUGUUUAGCGAUUGCAUUAUAUAAAAUGAAUAGAUUUGAAGAAGCAUUGGAGUAUUAUGAUUCAGCUAUUCAGAAAAACCCAGAAAAUGCAGAUUAUUAUAAUGGCAAAGGUAUAAUUUAAUGAUGUAUAUUUUUGUUUAGCGAUUGCAUUAUAUAAAAUGAAUAGAUUUGAAGAAGCAUUGGAGUAUUAUGAUUCAGCUAUUCAGAAAAACCCAGAAAAUGCAGAUUAUUAUAAUGGCAAAGGUAUAAUUUAAUGAUGUAUAUUUUUGUUUAGCGAUUGCAUUAUAUAAAAUGAAUAGAUUUGAAGAAGCAUUGGAGUAUUAUGAUUCAGCUAUUCAGAAAAACCCAGAAAAUGCAGAUUAUUAUAAUGGCAAAGGUAUAAUUUAAUGAUGUAUAUUUUUGUUUAGCGAUUGCAUUAUAUAAAAUGAAUAGAUUUGAAGAAGCAUUGGAGUAUUAUGAUUCAGCUAUUCAGAAAAACCCAGAAAAUGCAGAUUAUUAUAAUGGCAAAGGUAUAAUUUAAUGAUGUAUAUUUUUGUUUAGCGAUUGCAUUAUAUAAAAUGAAUAGAUUUGAAGAAGCAUUGGAGUAUUAUGAUUCAGCUAUUCAGAAAAACCCAGAAAAUGCAGAUUAUUAUUAAGGCAAAGGUAUAAUUUAAUGAUGUAUAUUUUUGUUUAGCGAUUGCAUUAUAUAAAAUGAAUAGAUUUGAAGAAGCAUUGGAGUAUUAUGAUUCAGCUAUUCAGAAAAACCCAGAAAAUGCAGAUUAUUAUUAAGGCAAAGGUAUAAUUUAAUGAUGUAUAUUUUUGUUUAGCGAUUGCAUUAUAUAAAAUGAAUAGAUUUGAAGAAGCAUUGGAGUAUUAUGAUUCAGCUAUUCAGAAAAACUCAGAAAAAGCAGAUUAUUAUAAUGGCAAAGGUAUAAAUUAAUGAUAUUUUCUUAGCCUUGUGCAUUUCCAAAUUUAUGAAAAUCAAUACGUUAGAAGAAAUAUCAGAAAAUCUUAUUUCUAAAAUUCAGACCAACUUAUAAAGUUAAAAAUAUUUUAAUAUCAAAGGUAUAAUUAAUAAUUUACACUUUUAGAAACACAAUAACUACUCUAAUCUAUCAUUUCUAAAUCGAUUUUACUUUGA